GCUCAAGGAUUGAGUCACAGUCUUUCACCUCAAAACUCCAACCAACAACCUUCCAGAGUUGGAGCGUAGAGUGAAAUAUUCCUUCGUCGCUUGAAACUUGGAGCGACAAUCAUUUACAAUUGGAGCUGCGAGUGACACUUGCAUCUCACGCUUGAAAGGUUUAAGGAUAGUUUGUUGAAUCGUGUCCUCAACUAUCUAGAGCCGUUAUUACAAAAAUAAAAACUAUCUAGAGCCGAAUACCAUUUUGAAGAUAAAUUUUACAUGGAGAUAUUGAGCGACAUAGACUAUUAUAUCUCAUAGACACCUUACACAUAAGUUCCUACACCAAGGAGUGUGACUUAGACUUCAUAUGGUCACGUUUGUCUAGCCUCAGCGGUUCAUCACUAAAGUAUUUUGAAUUGAUACGUUGUUGAGAUCCUUACUGUCAAUGAUGAUGAUCAACCGUCAUAUUUUCAAGGUGAUUACUAAAGGUGAUGUUUAGGUCGUCAUUCACCAGCUUCAACAAAUUGUGCCUUAAGGCUAUUCGGGUGGGUCAAUUCUUCGUGAUUUUCUUCCGUUGCUUUUUUCUUCUCUGCUGUCUUAGAUUUUAGGACAGUUAAAACAAACUACAAACGAGAUUGUCCAUAUAAAGGUGUGAAACCGUAGAGUUAACUUCUUUCCACUUAAUAGCUUUUCGAUUAAGGAUGUAGGGGGAGCGGUUUGGGCUUUUUUUUAGUUUUGACUAAUUUCUCGUCGUUUCUAUGGGGGGAAAGUGUGAUUAGAGUUCAGGGUUGGUAGGUCUUAGAUUAUUUCACUCGCCUCUUUGGAUUUCAAUGGUGUUGCUCAGUUCACUCAGCAACACUUCAAUGUGAAGAACCUCGACCGCUCUCCCGCUGACAAGAAUCUGAUUCCCGAUUUUACACCGUAUAUGAUAUCUAUCAAUCCAUCCGUGGAGCUUCCGAUGGCGCAACGAUUGUAUGACACUUCGCAAUGAAUUGGGUAUCUUAACACCAUCGUUUUCAUUUAACCAAAACAAAAAAAGGUAACAGCUUGAACUCUAAAUUCUCCUCCUUUUCUUCUCCGUCCUUCGUCUCAAGGAAGCCAGAUUCAACCCUGAAACUCUUUGGCUCGCUCUGGCACCCGACACGACCUGGCAUCUCCUUUUCUCCACCAGGUACUUCCCUGUAACCUCCAUUUCGUUCUCAAAACCCCACAUUUCUUGUAUAGUGUCUUAAGAGCAUAUUUGUACUGAACUAAACUUGAAUGGAUUAGAUAAGAAUGUGAAGAAUUGGGAAUGAUCUUGUUCUUUCUGUUAUCAUUGCUAGUGAUCCGAUUCCCGAUUUUACACCGUAUAUGAUAUCUAUCAAUCCAUCCGUGGAGCUUCCGAUGGCGCAACGAUUGUAUGACACUUCGCACUGAAUUGGGUAUCUUAACACCAUCGUUUUCGUUUAACCAAAACAAAAAAGGUAACAACUUGAACUCUAAAUUCUCCUCAUUUUCUUCUCCGUCCUUCGUCUCAAGGAAGCCAGAUUAAACCCUGAAACUCUUUGCCUCGCUCUGGCACCCGACACGACCUGGCAUCUCCCUUUCUCCACCAGGUACUUCCCUGUAACCUCCAUUUCGUUCUCAAAACCCCACAUUUCUUGUAUAGUGUCUUAAGAGCAUAUUUGUACUGAACUAAACUUGAAUGGAUUAGAUAAGAAUGUGAAGAAUUGGGAGUGAUCUUGUUCUUUCUGUUAUCAUUGAUAGUGCUUUAGUUGGGGGAAGGGUUGUAGGAAUGUGGUACAAAGCAUUAACUUUAUUGAUUGAUUAUCUUUGUAUUGGGUCGUCAUGCCCUUGUUCUAGUAGCCGUUAGGGUUUCAGAUUACCGACUAUGGAGAUUAAUGUUGAUUGUAAAUUUGUAAUGUCAUUGGGCUAUAAACCAACUUAGAGGUCUUUUUGGGUGUAGUUUUCAGGAAAGGCAUAUCAGUCUCCAUUGAGCUUCACUUGGAUUGAUCUUUAUCCAGUGGUUAGUCUGUUUGUAAUGCCUUAGGGUAUCAACUAGUUUGUCUUAAAUGAUCUACAUGUACAUGUAGUUCAACUCUACAAUGUUCUUGAGUGCUCCGGAAAAGGUUAAGAUGCAGCGAGAAUACGUUGAAUGUAUCUUCUAAUGGCUCUUAAUGAUAUGUGGGCAGUGUGAGAAUGGAGGAUGUUGGAACUGGAAGUAAUGCAAAUGACUGUUUCGACUUCGAGCUUGAUGCGAAGGACGUAUGGCCCACAAUCUUCGAGUAGUUAUUGAUCGAUUUGAUGAUUGAAGAAGUUGGGAAGGGAAAUAUGAGAACUACUACUUUCACGAGAUAGGGAUGGCUCACCAUUAAGAAGGUGCUGAAGGAUAAGUUCAACAAAGAAUACACCGACGUGCAACUGAAGAACAAACAUAACCAACUUAGACAAAGGCAAAGGAAUUUCAAUACUUUAGUCAAUGAGGCUGGAGUUGAUUACAACAUGAAAACAUGACAAGUUGUUGCUUCCCAUGAAGUUUGGGAUAAGAUGACCAAUGUCAUAAAUAAUAGUUCUUUACAUUUGUUCACUUACCUAGAGAUUUUGACUGGUCCUUGAUAAAUAGUAAAUACAGGUUCAUAAAAUUCCUGUGAGAUUCAGGAAGCGAGGAUGUCCAGAGUUCCCCAAACUGUGCACUAUAUUCGGAGAUACUAGAGCUUUAGAAGUGUCUGCGACAGUUGUUGUUGCUAAUGCUACUGCUCCACAAAAUUUGUUUCAAAUGAUAAUCGGACGAGUAACAAUCAAAACAAGGGCAUCAAUGUCGAAGUUAUAUCACACGAAAGCGAAAGAGGAGAUCAUGGAAAUGGCUCAUCAUCACAUAACACUAAAGCCGACUAUAUAAUGAAGUGUGUGAAAAUUAUGGAUGAUUUGGGGAUCGAAGGAAGCGCAUUUGGGAGGGAAUUGCAGACAUUACAUGACUCUCCAUUGUAUAGGGAGAUUUUCCUACGCAUGUCAAAUAAGAGGAGGAAUGAGUGGGUAAUUUCCCUAAAGUAGUUAGUGUUAUGAAAAUGUUUGGUGUUCUUGUGGUGUUGUGUUGUUAUCGUGCCAUGAUAUAAAGCUUAUGUGGGUGCUUUUGGAUUGCAGUAAACUUUAUGGAAGUAACGUGUAAAUCAAGUUUCUUUCCCAAUGUUUUAUUUUCUUCUUUACAAGGCCAGGAGCAAGCAUAUUUGCUCACAAGCAUUGUCCAGCAAGAGAAAACUUCUGGUGACCUAUAAUUGGCGUAGAAAUCGAUACUAAGUCAAGACCAAAAUAACAUUAUUGUUCUCGAUCACGUCCAAUCAAUCGUCCUAAAAAUGAAUGCAAAUCAAAUGAUCCAUAAUUUUCCUACCUUCAUACGGCAUAGUCCAUGGUCCCCAUGCCACCAGACCAAUAAUAGGAUGCCGACCACCUAGAUUCUUACCUUGGCCAAACUAAAUUAGGUUUCUUGGGACAAGAAGGCAACAAAAGUAAUAUUAGAGCCAAUUUACUAUGACAGUGAAAGCCGUCAAAAGAGACAGGAUUGUACGGUUCAAGGCGGUUGCUUGGUUGGUGGAGUUCUACCCAACUGAUUGGCCACUAUUAUCUGUCCAUCUUAUUCCAUCUCUUUUGAAUCCAUUUGCACUUGUUUGCAUGUCUUCUGCCGCAAAGUUUGCAUAGCUCAGCUGGUUAGAGCAUUGUGUUUAAAACACUUAUAAGAACAUAAAUGUCAUUGUAUUUGUUCAACAUUCUCAUCCUCAAAUUCCCAAGCCAUCAUUUUCCACGAGUUUCAAAGAAGGAAAGGAAGACAGAAUGACCCAUCGUCAUGAUGAAAUAGAGGAUUAUUACAGCUCAAUCCAGAAGUACUUCUUGGAAGAGCCACCACAAGUCGAUGAUUAUAAUCAUGAUGAACAGGUGUACGACAGCCAUAGAUUAAAGUGUUUGAUCCAAUCUCUGGAAGCGGAGAUUAACUACGGCCAUGAUCAUGAUCACGAUCUUCAGCAGCAGCUGCUGCAGGAACAACAACCGUUGGAUCAUGUUGUGGAAGGGAGUGAAGUAGGGUCGUAUUAUGGUGAUCAUGAGUUCAUCAUUAGCUGGAAUAAUCAUAUUGAGAUAGGGUUCAAUGAUUCAUUCUUCCUUGAAAGAUACAAUGCUGAUAAUAUGAGGAUAAAAAGGGAUUAAUCUUGCUUGCUUUCUUAAACCACACAACUUGAGGGGAUCUUUGAUGCUUGUUUACUAGGAAGAAUCUUUGCUUGGUUUGUUUAUAUCAGUAUAAACACCAUCAGUAAUAAUUUUCACGAUUGAUU
Molecule: messenger RNA, 4280 nt
Organism: Linum trigynum
Lineage: Eukaryota; Viridiplantae; Streptophyta; Magnoliopsida; Malpighiales; Linaceae
Source: the annotation of a GenBank genome assembly